AUGAUUUCUUUACAAGGAAUGAAAAAUAUGAAUCAAUAUUUAAUUAUGAUAAAACAAAAUUUCAUGUAUAAUACCAUAAACAUUUUAAACCUAUCAUUAAUUAAAAAUGAUUCACAGAUAUAUAAUCAACCAAAAUCACGAAAUGACGUUGGUCAUUUGAUAGCUGAUCAUCAUCAUCAACAACAACAACAACAAUCAACAGAACUACUUCAAGAAUCUCAGGAUAGUGAAAUACAACGAACACAAGAAAUUCAGAAUGAAGUCAAUUCUCAACAACUCGAUUCAUCAUCACAGUCGGAUCAUUCACAAUCCGAUGUUGAUGAUUUCAUAUUGGUACAACCACCAUUAUCUGAACAGUUUCGAUCAUUACAAAAUGGUCAAAAUCAAUCAUCACAACAGACACAGCCUGGAAUUUACUUUGUGGUAGCUUCGGUUUCUUAA
Molecule: messenger RNA, 441 nt
Organism: Schistosoma margrebowiei
Lineage: Eukaryota; Metazoa; Platyhelminthes; Trematoda; Strigeidida; Schistosomatidae
Source: the annotation of a GenBank genome assembly